This is a messenger RNA of Tetrahymena thermophila SB210, 351 nucleotides long. Its product is annotated as transmembrane protein, putative. NCBI's taxonomy places the organism in Eukaryota, Ciliophora, Oligohymenophorea, Hymenostomatida, Tetrahymenidae. The transcript has a single exon. The record is from RefSeq and is a predicted model, not a curated record.
AUGCCGAUAAAGAUAUUCUAUAAAUGCUUAGUGCUAGCGUAAAUACAUUUAACACUACAAAAAAUAUACAAGAAUUUGAGAAAAAGUUGGCUUAGAACGGUUAACCAUGUUAGUAAUAAGCCUCUGUUAAUGCGCAGUAAUAAAUAAAUAUUAAUCAAUAAAGUUCAAAAAAAUCAACAAAUUUAUAGAAUAAUAAUAAUAAUAAUAACAAUAACAAUAAUAGCAGUCAUUUAUAACCUAAAUGCACAUAUGAAAGUUUGCAAUGCAUUCUUCAAAACAUUAAAAUAGAAGAUUAGUAGGAAAACUUUUAAGAUUCAAGUUAAGAUUUAUCAAAAGAGGAGAAUAGAUUGA